This is a messenger RNA of Fulmarus glacialis (Northern fulmar), 879 nucleotides long. Its product is annotated as synaptotagmin-12-like. The record is from RefSeq and is a predicted model, not a curated record. The transcript has 5 exons. Gene Ontology annotation, biological process: regulation of calcium ion-dependent exocytosis; vesicle fusion; regulation of dopamine secretion. Gene Ontology annotation, cellular component: axon; synapse. Gene Ontology annotation, molecular function: phosphatidylserine binding; calcium-dependent phospholipid binding; SNARE binding. The annotation marks the transcript as partial. NCBI's taxonomy places the organism in Eukaryota, Metazoa, Chordata, Aves, Procellariiformes, Procellariidae.
GUGGAGGUGUUACGAACGGAGCUGGACGAGCCGUGCACGUGCCUCAUCUCCUCCUCCAGCAGGACCGAGGACCUCAGCAGCUUCUCCCUCCUCUACUGCAGAGAGCAAUGCGAGCUGCUCCUGACUGGCCUGGAGGCCUGGGGGUUGCCUAGCCGUGGGUGUGCUGAGUCUGCCGUCCGGGUCCGACUGCUGAGGCAGGUCCCAUCCCACAUCCCCGGGCUCCAGUGCGUGGUCCAGGAGUGGCAAAGCCGGGUGGUGAAGAACUGCAGCAGGCCAGCCUUUGGGGACCGCUUUGUCUGCUCCCUGCAGGAUGCUGAGGUGGAGACGAGCACCCUGAAGCUGGAGGUUCAACGGUUCGACAAAUACUCCAGAAACACGGUGCUGGGAGAAGUCAGGGUCACCCUGAGCGAGCUAAAGGCCUCCCAAAGCUUGGUUUUAUGUGAAGAGCUGCAGGAGAAUACAAAGGACAUUGUGGGAGAAGUGCUUGUGUCCCUAAAGUGCCUUCCCAUCUCUCAGAGGAUAGAGGUCGGGCUGCUCAAGGCCAAAACUACAUUCCCUCGAAGCACUGCAGAUAAGAAUGUAUACGCAAGGAUAGAUUUUUCCUGCAGAAGCCAAGGAAAAAAGCACCAGAAGUCCAGGCCCCGGGCCCACACUCCGCUCAUCAUCUUCAAUGAGACUUUCCUCUUCCACUUGCCUGAGCCUCCAGCGUGGGACUGCACGGUCCUGGUCUCCAUUUAUGAAGCGGACUCGGACCCCAAGCAUCUCGUUGGACAGGCCACCCUGGGGAAGAGAAGAGCGAGUGAAGCAGCUGACCACUGGGACCUCAUGAUAAAGUCCAUCCAGCAGCCCGUAGCUAAAUGGCAUCCUCUGCUCAUUUAG